AUGCCUUCCUCACAUGCCGACGAUCUUUCCGUUGGGGACGUGUUCGCGCCGCAGGCCGACAGCGUCAUCGACAUCCCGGCCAAUCACCGUCGCCCCAAUGCGCACAUGGGCACUAUGUCGCCGCCAGAGCAUACAACCAAGGGAUUCAAUGGGUUUGCAAAUCAGACUCUCAAUGAGAACAUGCUCCCAAAGCAGCGCCGGAAGAAGAAGAAAAAUCAAUUCGUGCCGGGAUGCGCAACUGUUCACGGUUUCACUCCUCUAGCAUCUGGCGAUGAGGAAUCGGACUUCUCCGCUGCAAGCUCACGCGCGCCCUCUCGGCCUCCUACUGCGCUUGGUGGCGCCAGCCCACUAGUACAGGCGGCGCACACGGGCCAUGGUGUCAGCGCAUUGAAGCUUCAGCUCAACACUUUAAAUUUGUCUGACAGCAUUUCUGGUUCCAGCGGACUUGUCUCCCAGACCCCCAGUGUCGCUAGUGUUUACUCCGAUAGCGACCAGACAGAGAUCUUGACCAGCUAUGAAAUCCCUCUGGAUCAGGACUUUGUUAGUUCCGACGCAGUGCAACCAGAGGAACUGGACGAUCGCAAUGCAGAUGUCCCAGGCAUGAAUUCGGAAUUGCGCAGUCAGUUGUGCCGCAAGAUGACAGCGGAGGACUUUGUUCCCAUCCUCUGUUUGGGCAAGGGCUCAUUCGGAACUGUGUUGCUGGUGCGCCACGUCGUCACGGGCAAGCUCUAUGCCCAGAAGCAAUUCCGGAAGGCUACCCUCACUGUUCACAAAAAGCUAGUCGAGCAGACCAAGACAGAGCGCACAAUUCUAGAAAGUGUCAAUCGCCACCCCUUCGUCGUCAAGCUAUUCUAUGCCUUCCAAGAUCACGAGAAGCUCUACUUGAUCCUGGAGUACGCGCAAGGCGGCGAACUCUUCCACCACCUAGCCAUGGAACGCAUGUUUGAAGAAGAUGCAGCAGCCUUCUACAUGGCAGAGAUGGUCCUUGCACUCGAACACCUUCACCAAAACGUUGGCGUUCUCUACCGCGACCUGAAGCCCGAGAACUGUCUCCUAGACGCGCAAGGCCACCUCCUCCUAACAGAUUUCGGUCUCAGCAAGAUCGCCCUCAGCGACGACGACCGCUGCAACUCCCUCCUCGGCACAAUCGAGUACAUGGCGCCAGAAGUGAUCCAAGGAAAGCCAUACGGAAAAGCAUGCGACUGGUGGUCCCUCGGUGCACUGGGCUACGACCUCCUCACCGGCUCACCCCCAUUCCGGGCAAACAACCACGCAAAGCUCCAAGAGAAGAUCGUAAAGCAAAAGCUCAUGCUGCCCUACUUCCUUGGACCAGACGCAAAGGACCUCCUCACCCGUCUUCUCCGAAAAGAACCCUCCAAACGCCUUGGCUAUCACAUGCAGAAGGACCUGCAGAUUAUCAAGAAACACCGUUUCUUCCGCAAAAUUGAUUGGGAGGCCCUUGAGCGUCGAGAGGUUGACCCGCCUAUCCAGCCUAUCGUCACGGACCCCGCGCUCGCAGAGAACUUCUCUGUCGAUUUCACCCAUCUCCCGCUCAGCCCGACGAUUGCUGCUGCCGGUUUCGACGAGUACUACGGCAAGGGACAGGAUUUCCCGGCUGGAAAGGGUGCGGAUGGUGACGAGCACGGUGGCGAGAGUAAUCCGUUCGGUGGGUUUAGUUAUGUUGCUUCGAGCAGCUUGCUGGACCAUGGAUUGGGAAUUGUGACCGCUGGGUAUUGA
Messenger RNA from Penicillium vulpinum, 1737 nucleotides. Its product is annotated as AGC family serine/threonine-protein kinase. The record is from RefSeq and is a predicted model, not a curated record. The coding region runs from base 1 to 1737 and encodes 578 amino acids. NCBI's taxonomy places the organism in Eukaryota, Fungi, Ascomycota, Eurotiomycetes, Eurotiales, Aspergillaceae. Gene Ontology annotation, biological process: protein phosphorylation. The transcript has a single exon. Gene Ontology annotation, molecular function: protein serine/threonine kinase activity; ATP binding.